AUGUGCAAGAUCAAGAAAGCCGUUCCUAAGGCUCCGAUGAUGGCACCAUUGCCGAAAGUUCGUCUAACACCGUUUAUCAAACCUUUCACACACGUCGGUAUUGAUUAUUUUGGCCCUCUGAUGGUGAAACAAGGGCGCAGUCUCGUCAAACGAUGGGUAGCGCUAUUCACAUGCCUUACCAUAAGGGCAGUACACCUAGAAAUUGUGUCAAGCCUUUCGACGCAAUCUUGUGUUAUGGCGAUUCGUCGAUUCAUCGCGCGUAGAGGUCCUCCAUCAACAGUCUUUACAGACAAUGGUACGAAUUUCUUGGGAGCCAAUAAUCUUCUCGUCAACCAAUUACGCAACACGCACGAAGAGUGUGCUAUAAUUUUCACCAAUGCUAACACACGAUGGUAUUUUAACCCACCUGCAACACCACACAUGGGCGGACCAUGGGAACGUAUGGUAAGAUCCGUAAAGCUAGCAAUGACUGCAAUAGCGGACCACCCUCAACACCCGAGCGAUGAAGUGCUGGAAACCGUGGCCUUAGAAGCAGAGGCAAUUGUAAAUUCCCGCCCUCUUACGUACGUUCCCCUGGAUGCAGCAGAAUCAGACGCCUUGACGCCGAACCAUUUCCUGCUCUAUGGCAGCACCGGACUUCAACAACCUUCAACAUCUUUAAUGAUAACUAACGGAGUCCUAAGAGAUAGCUGGAAUUUGACCAGAACUCUGGUCGAAAAAUUUUGGAUGAGAUGGGUGAAAGAAUAUUUACCUACGCUAACGAGGCGCAAUAAAUGGUUCACCCCAACUCCACCUCUUAAAACUGGAGAUCUAGUGAUGGUUGUGGAUCAGCAGCAGCGAAAUGGUUGGAUUCGAGGACAGAUAGUUAACGUUGUAAAAGCACCAGACGGACAAGUUCGCAGAGCAGUGGUUCGUACAGCGAAAGGGGAAAGCAUAAGAUCAGUUACGAAUUUAGCACUCCUAGACGUCGAAGGUACAUCGAAAGGAACAGCUGAGACUCUCCGUGAAUCCUCGGAACUACACGGGCGGGGGAAUGUUGAGAAUACCCCUGGGUUCAAUGGUGCAAGUGUCGUGAGUUCCAGGAGCUCCCAGAAGUGA
Uranotaenia lowii is the source of this 1098-nucleotide messenger RNA. RefSeq lists its product as uncharacterized. The record is from RefSeq and is a predicted model, not a curated record. Gene Ontology annotation, molecular function: nucleic acid binding. Lineage: Eukaryota; Metazoa; Arthropoda; Insecta; Diptera; Culicidae. Bases 1 to 1098 code for a protein of 365 amino acids. The transcript has a single exon. Gene Ontology annotation, biological process: DNA integration.